GACUGGUUCGAGGGUCAACCUGCUUUCUCUGGACUCUGCACUUGCAAGCGUGUAAAUACUCCGUCGCCGCUCAGACGUUUCACACUGAAGCCGUCGAGCUGCCGGCACCAUGACCACCUUCGACGACAUCCUAGAAGAAGCCGGUAAAUUCGGCAGGUUCCAGAAGGGCAUCUUCUCCUUGCUCUGUCUCGUCUCGGUACCUUUUGCUGGCGUUUACGUAGGCAUUGUGUUCCUGGGCUUCUCCCCCGAGCACUGGUGUCGUAACCCUGCGGUGAAGCAGGUCCAGAUGGAAUGCGACUGGAAAAUGGAAAAGGUGUUGAACUUCACGGUGCCUUUUCAGAACACAUCUGCUGGAGCGGUGCGUAGUCAGUGUGAGAUGUUUGACGUGGAGUGGAACAUAACCGUUCUCAGCUGUGAUGACCUGGACUCCGAGAUCUCCCAGGCAAAGCUCGCUGUGCUGCCCACCACUGCCUGCAAGAAUGGCUGGGACUAUGAUUACGAGGGAAGGGAGUCUUUCGUCACAGAGUUUAACAUGGUGUGUGAGGACGCUUGGUUAUUAGAUAUGUGCCAGGCAGCACUCUCUGUUGGCUUUUUAGUAGGCAGCAUUGCCAUCGGAUACCUUGCUGACAGGUUUGGACGAAAAACAACUUUUCUGAUGUCCUGCGUGCUGAAUACGAUCACAGGGAUCCUAGUAGCAGUAUCUCCUAAUUACAUCUCCUUGCUGGUGUUCAGAGCUCUGUACGGUUUUGGGUCUAAGGGUGGAUGGAUGGUAGCAUUUGUUCUGAUUACAGAGCUGGUGGGAGUAGAAUACCGGAGACCAGUAGCUGUGUUCUUUCAGAUGGUCUUCAGCAUUGGUAUUCUCAUCCUGCCCCUCGUUGCCUACCUCAUCAGUCACUGGCGCUGGUUGCAGGUUGCCAUCACAGCUCCAUACCUCUGCUUUCUGGUUUACUACUGGUUUAUUCCUGAAUCCCCGAGGUGGCUUCUCUCCCAGAACAAAACCCGUGAAGCUGUAGAGAUUACAAAGAAAAUGGCGAAAAUGAACAAAAAGACGCUGUCCAAAAACAUAGAGACACUUAAAGACGAUUGCACAGACACUGCUGUGGCCUCAUUCAUGGACUUGAUCCGGACCCCCAAGAUGAGAAAGCACACCAUCAUCCUCAGCUACAACUGGUUCACUAGUGCUGUGGUGUAUCAAGGCCUGAUCAUGCGUCUCGGCAUCCUGGGUGGAAACGUCUACAUUGACUUUCUCAUCUCUGGCAUAGUGGAGUUCCCAGCUGCCAUCCUCAUCCUCUUCACGAUCGACCGUAUCGGCCGGCGGCUGCCGUUUGCAGCAGCCAAUAUUGUCUCGGGUGCCGCCUGCCUUAUAACUGCUUUCAUUCCAGAGAGUUUGUUCUGGCUGAAAACUGCCGUGGCCUGCGUCGGGAGACUGGGAAUCACUAUGGCUUUUGAAAUGGUGGUGUUCGUGAACACUGAGUUGUACCCGACCUUCAUCAGGAACCUGGGUUUUUCUGUGUGCUCCACUUUAUGUGAUAUUGGAGGGAUUAUAGCCCCAUUCAUGCUAUACAGACUUGCAGUCAUCUGGCUGGAGCUGCCACUUAUCAUUUUUGGAAUCCUGGCAUUGAUUGCUGGUGGUUCAGUGCUCCUGCUUCCUGAAACCAGAGGUGCACCUCUUCCUGAGACCAUUGAUGACAUUGAACACCCACACAAAAACAAAGAGAACACAAUGAAAAGUCAUCAGCUAGAGAAUCUGCUUCACCAAGAUGUGACAAAUAAUAAAGAAACUACAACAGUCUGAGUGGAACUUUUUAUUUUUUACCUCACACUCUGAGGUAACGUGUGGACUUAAAUCUGGCUGGUUUGAUGGACGCCUCACUGUUCAGUAGUGAAGAGCAGACCAGGACUGGAUGUCUCAGCAAUUAUAUCCUGUACACUAGAGGGCGCUGUUUAGAGAAAACUUUGUGGAUCCUGUGGAACUGGUAAACAGAUCUUCAAAGAUUUUUUCAACAAAUUUUAUUUUGUCUGUUAUAUAUAGUUUGUAUUAUUAUUGUUAAUAUUAUCAUAAUAAAAAAAUGCCCAAUUUGA
This is a messenger RNA of Tachysurus vachellii, 2082 nucleotides long. RefSeq names its product solute carrier family 22 member 2 (gene slc22a2). The record is from RefSeq and is a predicted model, not a curated record. Bases 110 to 1795 code for a protein of 561 amino acids. Gene Ontology annotation, cellular component: membrane. The transcript has 11 exons. Gene Ontology annotation, biological process: transmembrane transport. NCBI's taxonomy places the organism in Eukaryota, Metazoa, Chordata, Actinopteri, Siluriformes, Bagridae.